Molecule: messenger RNA, 2885 nt
Organism: Cottoperca gobio
Lineage: Eukaryota; Metazoa; Chordata; Actinopteri; Perciformes; Bovichtidae
Gene: slc25a44b
Product: solute carrier family 25 member 44b
Exons: 4
Coding region: 343-1290 (315 amino acids)
Biological process (GO): branched-chain amino acid catabolic process; transmembrane transport; branched-chain amino acid transport
Cellular component (GO): mitochondrion
Molecular function (GO): branched-chain amino acid transmembrane transporter activity
Source: RefSeq, a predicted model, not a curated record
AUUUGUCACGAGGCAUCCAGUCUGUCGGAAAUCCAGAAGAAGAAGAAGAAGAAGAAGAAGAAGAAGAAGAAGAAGAAGAAGCAGCUCCGCCGUGUCAUUGGCUGUUUCACCAGCAUGCUGUUUGAAUGGGAACGGGAAGCUAGCUGACUAGCUAGAAAGUAGCCAACUACGAUUUACGUCGUUAUUAUUUAUUUAAACAACUGAAUCACGAUACUCAAAAUUGCAUAGUUUAAUCAGUUGAUGACGUAAUGUUUAAAGUCAGACCAACUUUGUAAUGUCCUUGUAAUAAACAUCAGUACGAAGAGGAAUCAGUCUGAUGAGGGGGCACCUACAGCUGGCAGGAUGCAGCAGAAAAGGAACAUCCAGAUCAUCGAGUGGGAGGACCUCGACAAAAGGAAGUUCUACUCUUUCGGGGUGUUCAUGACGAUGAGCAUCCGGGCCACAGUCUACCCGGCCACACUGAUCCGCACUCUGCUGCAGGUACAGAGAGGCAAAUCACUUUACAGCGGCACCUUUGACGCCUUCUUCAAGAUUCUGCGUGCUGAGGGCGUUCGAGGCCUUUAUCGUGGCUUUAUGGUCAACACUCUCACGCUCAUCUCAGGCCAAGCUUAUAUAACCACCUACGAGCUGGUGAGGAAGCAUGUCUCCCAGUAUUCUGAGGACAAUACAAUAAAGUCACUGGUGGCGGGCGGUUCGGCCUCUCUGGUUGCUCAGAGCAUCACUGUUCCCAUAGAUGUUGUCUCUCAGCAGCUGAUGAUGCAGGGCCAAGGGGAGCACCUCACCCGCUUUCGACUCAAUUCUAACACUGAGAAAGGAAAGUCCAAAAAAGUGUUCGGCCAAACCAGGACCAUCAUGGCUCAGAUUUUUGCCGCUGAUGGUCUCAAGGGCUUCUACAGGGGAUAUGUGGCUUCUCUGCUCACUUAUAUCCCAAACAGUGCUGUCUGGUGGCCUUUCUAUCAUUUUUAUGCUGAGCAACUCUCUAAACUGGCUCCCAGUGACUGCCCUCAUCUCAUUCUACAAGCCAUAGCUGGACCUCUGGCUGCCGCUACUGCCUCAACUGUCACCAACCCAAUGGAUGUGGUCAGAGCCAGAGUGCAGGUUGAAGGAAGGUCUUCAGUCAUUGAGACGUUCAGUCAGCUCAUCAAAGAGGAGGGCUGCUGGGGGUUGACCAAAGGACUGUCGGCACGCAUCAUCUCAUCCACACCCACCGCCAUCGUCAUGGUGGUCGGCUAUGAGACGCUAAAGAAACUGAGUUUGCGACCGGAGCUGGUGGACUCGAGACACUGGUAGAAGAUGCCUGGACAGACGAUAGAUGGACCGCGUGCCAUUUUAGCCCUUAAUUAGACUUCCUAUGACAACUCUGGGUGAAAGAAAGGUUUGUUUUAAAGAACAACUUGGGGAACAAAAUGGAAUGAGGCCACUAUAGAAACACUUAACCUGUGUAUAAGACAUGGAACAUGUGUUUAGUUGCAGAUUAAAUAACUGGCAGCCAUCAACAUUCACACCAGACCAAGGUUCAGUUUAUAUUGCUGCUCAACAGGGUUGACGCUUUUUAGUGCAAUUGAAAGGGGUAAAUAAAAUGUUUUAACACUGGAAGAUUGAGACCUAUUGAUGCAACCGUGUACAAUUCAUUGUUACACGCUCUAUAAUCACGUUCAAGCAUCUUGGCAGUUAAAAAUGUUUGUGCGAUCAGACAGAUGAUUACUGUGUUUGUGCUGUCACAAAGCCAAGCAAACGUAACACAAAAAAAGAACUGGUUUUGAUCAAAGUUCAGAGAAAGAUCGUUUCUUAUGACGACACAUUCACGUCAGCAGUAAACAAAUGUUUCUCAAGUGUUUGUUUCCUUACACUCACUCGUUCCUUUAUUUUGGCCUUUUUUAAAUUGCUGCCUUCAUAGUUUGAUCUGCUUUUAGUGUUGCUGAAUGUGUGAGAAGAACUGUAAGUAUUAGAAUCUGUGUAUCAUGGCAGCCUGUGUUAUAGGCGUGUUUAAUUUGCCGUUGUCUCGUACGCUGCACAAACUGAGUCAAAAAUAAAUGACUCGACAAAUUCCACGCAAAGCGUUAUGCAUACAUACAGUACAAUAUGUUAUCAGCACGUUUAUAACAUACUAAUAUGCCGUCUGUUUGCAGUGAUCACGCCGGUUAUUCAAUGCUUUGGUGUACUGGUAACUUGAAGUUAUUAGAGAAUAAUUGUUGCUGUUUCCCUCUUGUGACAGUAAAUGUUUGAGUGCAAUAACGUAACCGUUAUCCUUUUCAGCACAACAUGUGAUUGUAUAUUUCUUGUAAAUUGUGUGAAUAAUGUGUCUUAUGCAUUAUACCUUAUUUAUUUUCUUCACAUAUUUAGACAAUUAUGACCACAAACGUUACCCAACUUCAAAAUGUUACAUUAUGUUUAAGUUUGGGCUUCAGUUUGUUGCUUCUUUUUUUUUUUUAAAUAGCUUUUAGGAAAUUUAAAAAUGUAAUUAAACUCAUCUUAAAAAUAAGAUCAGGUGACGAUCACGGAGAAAGAUAAAUAGCAAGGGGCUGUGAAUGUUUGAAGGCAAAUUCCAAAAUCUGAGUUUGUUCCCCGUAAUGUUUUCUGAAGUUGUAUAUAAAACUGCUCUCAGGCCAUGCCAAGAUGUGUAAUGAAUAUUUAAUGGACACAUGACGAAACUCUGGAAUACAUUUACACUUCGUCAGGGCAAUCCUCUUCAUCUCUUAAAGGCAUGUUUUACUGAAAUAGUCUGGAAUUUCUUUGCACAACUUUCGGUAACUCAAAGUUUGAUUAUGUUUUUAGAGAUUAGUCUUCUGUUGUCGACUCGUACAGAAUACACUUCACAUCAGAUGUCGUCUCACUGUGUCUGGAUUCAUCUAUUUGAUUAAUAAAACAUUACGGAUGCUAAAUAA